This is a messenger RNA of Prunus armeniaca (apricot), 330 nucleotides long. NCBI's taxonomy places the organism in Eukaryota, Viridiplantae, Streptophyta, Magnoliopsida, Rosales, Rosaceae. The record is from the annotation of a GenBank genome assembly.
AUGGCACGCUUCCAGUUGACAAAAUCGAGGCCCAGGUCGUCCAUCGUCGAUUGGCACGGUAUCUUCUUCAACAAAAAACACUUUACCGACGCAGUCAUUCUCUACCGUUGCUGCGUUGUCUCACUCCACAACAGGGGGACUAUGUUCUAUGAGAGAUUCACGAGGGUGCUUGCGGCGACCAUUCGGGAGCCCGAUCCUUGGCCCACUCUCCACUUUGAUGUCAUCAAGCCUGUACAGCAGUGUGACCAAUGCAAACGGUUUAGCUUGAUUUCGAAGUUGCCUGACGAACCUCUGGCCCAGAUGGUCAGUCCUUGGCCGUUUCCACCGUAG